GGGAAGUUGCUGCAACUGCUGCUCGCGCUUCUAACCACCAGGAGACAACCUGAAUCAUCCUGUUCGACUGUUCUUCACCCUGCCAGCCGUCCACCCUUUUCCCAUCCUGCCGAUCCUACCUUUGUCCUCGUGCCUUAACAUCUGCAAAACAGAUUCCUCGCUUCCUUUACCACCACGAGUUCUCCGCAUCGACUGAAUCAUCUCGACUGAAGACAGCGUGACCCUUUUCGAAUCUCACAGUCAACCAACAUGGCUAGAUGAGAGAGGCACAAGCAUCCGAGCGCCAGAAAGCGCAUAAUGGCGUGGCAGCCCGGGGCUGGAGGGGGCGGCGUAGGAGGAAUGGCCGGCGGAGAAGCGAACGGAGUUCAAGCAUACACACUGCAAGGUGUGAUGCGAUUUUUGCAGACAGAAUGGCAUCGACAUGAACGAGACAGAAAUGCCUGGGAAAUCGAACGCGAAGAAAUGAAGAACAGAAUAGCCAUCCUAGAAGGAGAGACAAGAACGAGCAAAGGCAUGCGGGUCUCCCUGGAACGGCAUGUUAAAUUGCUGGAAACAGCUCUCAAGAAAGAGCGGGAGAAGGCCAGAACCACCAGCAAAGGUGAAAUAGUUGACAAUCACAAGGAGGCCAAAGAACUGGCCAGGGAAGAGUUGAAGGCUAUUAGCAAGGAUUCACACGUCAAAGGAAUCAGCCAGUUCGACGCCGAAAUCGAUCCCGAGAACCACUUGGCCCAAGGAAUCCGACAAGAAAAAGAACGCGACAAGUCCAAAAGCUUCCUCUCUAAAUGUUCCUCGGAAAUCACGUACCACGUCCUGCCUACAGCCCACGUACUGCCUGAGGCUAAUGACCUUGCGGCCUCGACCAACGGAAAUCAUGUUUUCCAGGGGCGGCAACCUUCGCAACAAGAGCUUCAAGAAGCAUAUCUACAGUUACAACAGGUAAAACAGCAGCAUCGAAAUGUGGCAAUGGUCCGAGAAAAUCCUGCUCAACAACCAACGCAGUUCAUCGAACCUACACCUCUGAGUAGGACGAGCACACAGAUCAGCACCUCGGAAAUACAGCCUGGCGCAGCUGACAGGAGGUUACCUGAACAUAUCGUCCAAUCUGUGGCCAUGGUGGAACCCAGGAAAAAUUUCUACAAUGAGCAGAUCCCGGUGGUCGAGGAUCAAGUGGAAACGAUCACUCACAGUUUCGAUGCCUACGGACAAGAAAUUCCUCUGAAAGACGAGACAGAGAUACGGACAAUGGACGCACCCAAGCAAGAAAUCGCGGACGGAUGGGAUUUUGAUGACGGACCAGCGCCUUCCGAGAAGCUGUCUGAAGUAGCUUCACCACACAGACCAGAUACCGAAGUCUUUCCCAGCGCCAACAUGAUUCCUUCCAAGUCUCCGCCUCGAGCACCAGGGUCCUAUCGUCGAAAGAGCACGGGAGCAAGACGGCGCAGUGAAGGGAGCAACGAUGUGCGAGACUUGGCAGUCAAGCCAGAUGCGUCACAGUUCAAAGUUAGGUUUGCUAUGAGAGGACAUCUGGAUGUCGUCCGCUCAGUCAUCUUCACGGGCGGCGGCAGCCCCUCUGAGCCUGAAUUUUGCACAGCUAGCGAUGACGGCGGAGUGAAGAGAUGGCACAUUCCGGCGUCUUAUGGUCACAAUGUUUCUCUUGGGGACGAUUUGGACAGGAUUGCUCAUUUCACACACCGCGGUCAUAUCGGAGCUGUCUGUUCGUUAGCAGCAUGUCCGGCUUCCCCGAAUUUCUCCAGCGGUGGGCGGGCUGUGGGAGAUGGCUGGAUCUUCUCCGGCGGUGAAGAUGCUACUGUCAAGGUUUGGGAACGCGGUCGGGUCGAUGCAAAGGCCACUUUGGAAGGCCACAAAGACGCAGUCUGGGCGCUAUGCUGUCUACCGGGGUCGACGGGCACCAUCCUCGGAGAUCGAUGUUCACAAUUUGGCGGACCGGAUCGUGUCCUCCUCGUGGCUGGCGGUGCCGAUGGCACUAUUCUGAUCUGGGCUGUCAGUACUCCGCCGCAACUGAGCUCGCCGCAAGCCGGAAGUCGGUCGGCAAGGGGCAGUCGAAGAGCCAACUCGAUAUCUGCAGGCUCAAAUUUCCCCAGUUCGCCCCAACCGAGCAUUGCCAGCACGACUCCUUUCAACUACAGUUUAGUGCAUCGCAUAGAACGAACAGACAAACCGGCGCCUACGUCGAUUUCACCGUUGGGCGCGCACGGCGAAAAUUUUGUUGUCGGAUACACGGACGCGAGUGUCCUGGUGUUUGACACGCGGACGGGUGAAGAAAUUGUUGGGAUGGCCAGCCAGGAGACUUACGAUGGUACGCCGAACACGGGUAUCAAUGUAGUCGUCGCCAGCAGCGCGGGAUUUGAUACACGGGACUCCGUUGCACCCGGCCGACGUGGAUCGAUGGGUGAAGAAGAUGUGGUCCACGGUGCGACAGGUUCAGAAGGUGGUGUUGAAGGUGUCGUGAUUGCUGGUUAUGAGGAUCGGUAUAUUCGUUUCUUUGAUGCAAACAGCGGACAAUGCACAUACACCAUGCUCGCACAUCCAUCGGCGAUUUCUUCCUUGUCAUUAAGUCCGGACGGCAAAGAACUGGUAUCAGGCGGUCACGAUGCAAGUUUACGGUUUUGGUCUCUCGAGAAACGCAGUUGUACACAAGAGAUUUCGAGUCAUCGCAUUAUGAGGGGAGAAGGGGUAUGCGGUGUCGUCUGGAGUCCUGACGGAAGAUGGGUCAUUAGCUGUGGUGGUGACGGCGCUGUGAAGGUGUUUUCGAGAAGUUGAUGUUGGUAUGAUGACGGCGAUCAUGGAGAUCUGUGAUCUGUAUCCAUUUUGAAGAUAAUGAAACCUGACACAACUCCUCUCAAGUGUUCUGGACUGCAUGCGCGAUUGGGGCGACAACUCGACGGUCAUGAUGACAUGUGGAUGAGUUCUUCUUGGCUUCUUAGGCGACCGUUUCGUGUCUUUGGCCUUCGGGCAAGUGACUUGCUUUUCCCUUCCUCCUGCUGGAGUGCCAUCAGGCUGAAGUCCAAGGUCUCGCUGGCUGUUUGGAACUAAUCCUGCAUGGCACCCUAUACAAGUUUCAGCUCUGGGACGGCUCGGCACUUCGGUCCGUCGAGGAUAAUGCGAUAGACUGAUUGAGAGAUUAUUAUAAAUACGAAGCUAGUAUGGAGUUAGAGAGCGAGUGCCUUGAAGACCAAAACCUCGACAUAGCCAGGUGGACAGCCACUCUUUAGUUUACCAACAAGCUGUGAGCACCAUGAUGGGCAGCCCAUGUAAAAAACUCU
This is a messenger RNA of Cladophialophora immunda, 3284 nucleotides long. RefSeq lists its product as uncharacterized. The record is from RefSeq and is a predicted model, not a curated record. Gene Ontology annotation, molecular function: protein binding. Lineage: Eukaryota; Fungi; Ascomycota; Eurotiomycetes; Chaetothyriales; Herpotrichiellaceae. Bases 298 to 2781 code for a protein of 827 amino acids. The transcript has 4 exons.